UGACAUUUAAACAUAAACAAUUUUUGCUGCCUGCUUAGCCCAACCAAUAUUCCUAUAUUUUUAUUUCAAUAAAUUCCUUGGAAGUUAAAUGAACUUUGGUUUAGUUAUACUUCAAAAAAAACAAAAAAAAAAACUGCAAAUUGUUUAUCCAAAAGAAACUUCUAAAGCUGACCAGAUAAGUUUCUUGAUUUCUCUGUUGAUAAAUAUAGUGUUUUUUUUGUGUGUGUGUGUUUUGUCUUAAAUGGGGUUGUAAAAAGAGGAUUUUUAAGCUGACCCAGAUAAGUUAUAUUGAUUUCUAUGUUGAUAAAUAUGUUUUUUUUUUGGUUUGUGUUGUUUGUGGGGUUGAAAAGAGAGGAUUUUUAAGCUGACCCAAACAAGUUUCUUGAUUUCUCAGUUGAUAAAUAUGGGUUUUUGUGCUUUUAGAAAGCUUUUUAAAUGGUGGGGUUUUCUUAGACCAUUUUCUGUAAUGUUGAUUGUAGUUGUAAUGGUGGGUGUUUUACUAAUGGUACAAACAAAAAUGAAGAAUUUCAUUCAUAAAAAUGGAGUCUUUGUUCAGUUUGAUGUUCAAGAAAAAGUGGGAAUGAAGAAUCUUGAACCAGUGAAGGUGCAAAAUAGGUCUAACAAAGGUGAACUCUUGUCAACUAGUGUUAGCCCUUAUCAUGAUUGGGAUUUAUUUGCUGCUGAUUAUGAAGAAAUGAUGAAAACCCUUAAGAUAUUUGUGUAUCCUGAUGCUAUUAUGAGUAACAAGUUUUCGACUUUUUCGAGUAUUUUUCUUCCACAUACAAACCCCUUUGAUCCCAAAUUAGGUAAUUACUUUAGUGAACACAUGUUUAAGAUUGCUCUUUUGGGUAGUUCCUUUGUUACUAAGAAACCAGAAGAGGCUCAUUUUUACUUCAUGCCCUUUUCAAUUAACGUUAUGAGGAAUCACCCUCGCGUGCAUUCUGCCUCCGCGAUUGAAGAUUUUGUUGCUGGAUAUACUGAUAGAGUUAGUUCAGAGUUUAGUUUUUGGAAUGCAUCUGGUGGUGCUGAUCAUUUUUAUGUCUACUGUCAUUCUAUCGGUCGAGAUGCUGCCUCUAAGCACCAAAAAUUGCAUCAUAACUCAGUUCAGGUUACUUGCUCAUCCAGUUACUUUCAGAGGCUAUACAUUGCCCACAAAGACAUUGGGUUGCCUCAAGUUUGGCCUCGCCAACAUGAGCAAGUGUUGAACCCUCCAGAUGCAAGAUACAAGCUUGUCUUCUUUGCUGGUCGCGUCCAAAAUUCUCUUGCAAGACGAGAUUUAUUGGAGCUAUGGAAGAACGAUAGCUCCUUUGAUAUAUUCUCAGGGAGUUCAUCUUUCCCUUACAAGGAAGGAUUUCGGAGAAGUAGAUACUGCCUCCACGUCAAAGGUUACGAGGUGAAUACAGCUAGGGUUAGUGAUGCUAUUCAGCAUGGCUGUGUCCCUGUACUUAUUUCAAACUACUAUGAUCUUCCAUUAGCCAACAUACUAGAUUGGAGCAAGUUCUCAAUCAUUGUUAAUGAAAGAGAUGUUCCACACCUGAAGAAGAUAUUGCUCUCGGUGCCUAAACGAACAUACCUCAACAUGUACAAUAACCUAGGCAUCGUGAGAAGGCACUUCGCGUGGUAUAGUAGCCCCAAAAAAUACGAUUCCUUCCAUAUGACAGUUCACCAACUUUGGCUCAAAAGGGGACUACAUCGAGUCGACUGGUGAUAUCUACUGUUGUGAAGCCAGUAUCUGACUUCCUUAGAUGACAUCUAAGCUAAUGUGUGUGUUUUAUCAUCUUAUGAUUAAGCUAUGUGAUUUUGCUAGAUGUCAUCUAAGGUGAACUUAAAUGAAGCAACAGGAUAAAUGAGGAUUCAUAUUAUCGACCUUCUCAGCUUACUAUGUUAGAUUUAGCUGUAAGUAUUGUUGUCUCUCAUUACAAUCUACCAUAGUAGAAAGAUGGGUAUUCUCAUGGCAAUGGUGUUUGUAAUUUUUUUAUACAUUUAUUUAAUGUGCAUGUGACUUGCUGCUUUACUUAUACUUCUUAUUCAA
This is a messenger RNA of Solanum pennellii, 2032 nucleotides long. RefSeq names its product probable glycosyltransferase At3g07620. The coding region runs from base 404 to 1708 and encodes 434 amino acids. The record is from RefSeq and is a predicted model, not a curated record. Gene Ontology annotation, molecular function: glycosyltransferase activity. The transcript has 2 exons. NCBI's taxonomy places the organism in Eukaryota, Viridiplantae, Streptophyta, Magnoliopsida, Solanales, Solanaceae.